AUGGUCAUCAACCCGACCUAUCUCGCGCAGCGGACGCGCUCCUCGGUCAACUGGAGCGAUGCGAAGACGCGAGUUUUGAGUUCCUACCGGGAUUGGCUUCGUGCGGGACCGGAGAUCCAGACCAUGUACUCGCUGAACAUGCCCGUGUCGGCCAUCCGCACAAAAAUCCGACAGGAAUUCGAACGGCACAGAUACGUCAACCAACUCAAAACGACCGACGUCCUGCUGUUCAACAGCCAUUCGGAAUUCCAGGAAACCCUCAAUUACUGGAAACAACUCACACACGUCCUGAAAUACUUCCGGGCCGACCAAACGACCGAGACACAAUUACCCAAGACUUUCAUGCAAGGCUUCAUCGAGGGCCGGAAUUAA
Molecule: messenger RNA, 372 nt
Organism: Dissoconium aciculare CBS 342.82
Lineage: Eukaryota; Fungi; Ascomycota; Dothideomycetes; Mycosphaerellales; Dissoconiaceae
Product: NADH dehydrogenase, alpha subcomplex, subunit 6
Exons: 5
Coding region: 1-372 (123 amino acids)
Biological process (GO): response to oxidative stress
Source: RefSeq, a predicted model, not a curated record